AUGAAUAUCCCUGCUGAUGAUUUGCAAGAGAUCAAAGGAACUAUUACAUACUAUGUAUUGCAUUUGGCAUUUGCAUCACUACUUCGGUCUAUGGUGAAGUCAAAGCCAAAGGCCUGGAGUCCUCCAAAGACAUCCUCUUUGGUUCAAUGGGAGAACAAAAGAACAUCUAGAGGAGAUACAGGCCGAUUUGUCAAAGCUCGAUGUUACAACAGAACAGCAUCGGUUCAUUCAUCCCCCAGAAAAUCGCCUACCAAGCAGCAAUCUACCAGAGGAGUUCAGGCAGAGGGCGACUAUGAACACUAUGACCUGGGCGAUUGCAACUUGGAGCCUUGUCGUCUUCGCAAGUCCAUGGCAAGUGCACCAUUCACUUCCCCUGUCCCAUGUACUGACACUGAAUAUCAGAGUCAAAAUGACUAUCUGCGCGAGUGGCAGUACAAGACCAAGGACUACUUGGACUUGCUACUUCGGCGAGAGGGUCCACCUUUGAACAGGAUGUGCUCGAUCAGUCAAUGGACCGGGGGAUUUUUCGAAGGCACUUCCUUGACCAAGAUCGGGUUGGAAGUCCACCUUGGCCACGAGGGCGAGCCUUGCCCCGGGCUGACCGACGAGUGGUGCGACACAGAUGAUGAAGGAGACAAUUUGAGUGAAGGCCCAUGGAUACCCUUGGUUAACGAUCCUCGGAUGACCACGGUGGUGGAUACGUCCAGGGCUCCACUCCAUGAUGAUCAGAUUCUCCCUGACAUGCAACUGUUCAAAACCGGCCUCUUCCCUGCGUCUUUCACUUCGCCGAAGACAGCAUUCACAUUUGCGGUGUUGGACGACUUCCUGCUGGACAACCUGGAAUGCGGGACAUCGGCAAUGAACUACUACAGUAAAUUAAGGCGAAUCACCUCAAGCGUGUUUCCCCAUCUGGUUCCAGACCGGUACAGAGAAUUGAUGAGGGUCGGCAGGCAGUGGAGACAAGUGAAGCAGCUCAAGUGGCAUGGGUUUGGCCAUGAGAAGCGAAAGCCGAAGGCAGGGGAGCUUGCACUCUUCUGUCCUGCAUGUCCUCAGCCCGGUGUAAACCUCAAUUUGUCAGACAGAAAUGAGUCCGACCCUGCUUGGCUGUAUUCCAGAUCUUUAGUCAUGGACGGCAAUUUCAAGGCAGAGCAUUUGUAUCCCACCAAUCCUAGCGAUGAGGUCGCAUUGACCGAUGGCUUGGGCUUCAUGGUCAGUGAUUCCCGAUACAAAAUGCAUCUCGCCGAGGCACAGGACAUUGUGCAAAGGUCGGAAUGUAACAACCACCGAGCGGUCAACCAGGCAAAUGCUUCCCGACACAAGCUAGAAGCGACAGGGAUAGGCGGGUGUGCUUGCGCUAGACACGGAUGUUUCGUUCCUCAUUCGAUGGUGGACUUUCAGAAGGGGGAAAGGCAAAUGAACAUGGAUUAUGCGCUAUGUCAAGCUCUGGGGUACAACACCAAUGGUAUCAAUCGGGCAUUCACAUUCUAUGACAUUAAUUGUCAAUACAACAAGCAUCUGAGCAAGCGGAUUGAGGAGUCGCCUUAUCUUGACCUUCCAUGGGAGAUGGACAUUAUUCCUGGCAUUGGGCUCUGGCAUGUCCACGGCCAUCAAGACAAAUGCUACGUGCGAUAUGCAUCCAACUUUAUCACCGGUGCCGCCAGAAUCGACGGCAAAUCAUGGAGACCCUAUGAUACGCAUCAAUCACAAAUCCAACUGUAUUUAGGCAAAUUCCUUUCCCGGAAAUUCAAGGAGGCACUGCAGGGAGUCCGAGACAGCCAACAUGCAUUCGACCGGUUGAGUGAGACUGCCGAGGAUGACACCCUUGCCAAAUGGGAAGCAGAGGCGACGGCCGCUCACGAUGACCGACUGCGUAAUCCCAGCUCCAUGGACAUAUAUGAAGUUCAAUUAACAAAAUCACCAACAAGAAAACAGCAAGAAUUGCACCUGCUGAACCGUCAGGCACAGUGGCCCGCCGGUGAGAUCCAUCGGGGUGCUGCAACAUGGCUGGCUUGUGGAAUAACACUGGAGGAGGCGCAGGUAGCCCUCCUGAUUGAUGUUAAAAAGUUAGGAAAGCGGCCGACCGACACCCAGAAACUGGCCAUAGCCCGGCGUCGGGACAGAUUGCAAGGACAACUGGAUGACUUUGUCAGGGUUGCACUGACAUUUCUCGGCGAUCAAUUAAACAACUGUGAGCAUCUGGACGGCAUGACAGGAAUGUUGGACUCAGCAGAAUUGGAUUCUGUCGGGUCAUCAGGUGAGGAUCCAGAUAGGUCGGACGAUGGAGACCGAUACGAUCUACCCGUGGAGUUCAAUCCCGAGACCGUGGUGAUUCCAUUGCCGUCCAACAUCGGAAUUGAAAGAUGUGCACAGUGGGGCGUUGCUGACCUGGUGCUCCAGGAAAUAUCAUUAAGAGAAGGGCAAGCAAAUGAUGCAUUGCACGCCGUCAGGGUCAACCUGGCCGACAAGGCUGUUCUGUUUCGCACCACGGUUCGGUCGGCAAAGUCGCAAGCAUGCUCGACCAGGGCAUGGGCUCGGGUGCACUCAGUGGACAAGGUCCUUCAUCUAAACACACAGAUAUACUCAAAAUGCCGCAAGCAGCUAAUGGAUCUUGGUGCCGAUGAAUUAUUGACCAAGUAUCAGCUGUUGGAGAAGGCUGACCUCAAGGCUACUACAGUGGUGGCAGACCCGAAUGCACAUGGUCAAAGGAAUAACAUGUUAGCAUGGUUUUGGUCCAUCGAUGUUGAGGGGGAUUCUACAAGCAAUGACUGGAUGAAUGAAUGUCUGCACUUCACUGACCUACAUUUUCCUUUUACCGUGUCCAUUGGCUUAGGACGCUGGCACUGCGUGAUCGUUGGGCAGAUGUUACAGGGAUCUGUAACACCUACUAGAGCCCCAGCUCUCCCUACACCUGCCCCCGCUCUGCUAGACUCCCCGCGCGGCGGUGCGCCGCCUGCGCCUAGAAAGACAGCGGUCUGGACCGCUACGACCCCGCCUCAUGGCGCUAUGACCCCGCCUGAUGCUAUGACCCCGCCCCUGGCCUAGACGGCCUUGUACCUGAUCC
This is a messenger RNA of Suillus discolor, 3061 nucleotides long. RefSeq lists its product as uncharacterized. The transcript is spliced from 10 exons. Lineage: Eukaryota; Fungi; Basidiomycota; Agaricomycetes; Boletales; Suillaceae. The record is from RefSeq and is a predicted model, not a curated record. Bases 1 to 3042 code for a protein of 1013 amino acids.